AUGAAAAAAGAAAAGAAACAAGAUAGUUGUGUAUUUUCAAAACACAUUCAAUCGAUCAUCAUUCAAAAUAUCAUUGAUUGUAUUGGUAACCCUUCACCAACCAAAGACAAACAUCAUCGACACAUAACUACCAUUAAACACAUCAACAUUGGUCGUGACUAUGUGGAAUUAUAUCAUCUCAUUGUCUGUCUCACCAAACCCUUUAAAUUAGAAUCACUUAGAUCUUUUAUAAUAUUAUGUAAUAUUAAAAGAGAACUUGGAAAUGACAAUUGUCGAGAGAGAUGUGACUAUGGUAUUGAUGGAAAUGAUUUAGAAGAUUGGAUGAAUUUUAGACUAGAAUUAAUGGAUCAACAUCCAAAAAAAGAAGAUCGUUGGUGGGAAUUAAAAACAUUGAAUAGAUUAUCAUCAUCAUUUAUUCCAAUUUGGGAUAAAAACAACAAGAUUGAAUUGGUUGGAUUGACAUCACUACCACAAAUCAUAUCACCUCUAUUUUUUACAACACUUGUUAAUAAUCAAACCAUCACUACUUUAAUGUUGACCAAUGGUACAUUACGUCAAGAAUAUAUUCCAUCAUUUUCACAAUUAAUAUUGUCAAAUUGUACAAUUAAAAGGGUUGGUAUCAAAAAUAAUCAUUUGGAAUCGAUUCAAGAUUUGGAAAUGGCAUUUAAACAAAACAAAUCAAUUAAAGUAUUGGAUGUUUCUAGAAACCAUUUUGGAAAUUAUUUCUUUGCUUCAUUGUUGGAAAGUGACACUAUUCAAUAUUUGGUGAUUGAUGAAACAAUGAACAAAUUAAAUAAUAGAUAUUUUAAACAAUCAAAAUCAUUAAUUCAAUUUUAUAUCGAUUCUGACCCUACACAUUUGAAUUUAUUCUUUCCAUCACUUUUUAAACCCAAAGAUCUAUAUUAUACUCCUUCUCUUUUAGAAUAA
Cavenderia fasciculata is the source of this 927-nucleotide messenger RNA. RefSeq lists its product as uncharacterized. The record is from RefSeq and is a predicted model, not a curated record. Lineage: Eukaryota; Evosea; Eumycetozoa; Acytosteliales; Cavenderiaceae. Bases 1 to 927 code for a protein of 308 amino acids. The transcript is spliced from 2 exons.